AUGAAAAGUGGAUACACUACGAUAAUCCUAAGCGUAGAAAAUCGUGGGCACGAAAAAUGCUCAGAGUCUUGGUGCGAAUGGAAGAAGGCGCAAGCAACGGGUUCCUUAGACUCCUUUCAUCAUAAACCGGCACUAUCGAACAAAGUUUUUGAAGCCAUCAGACCAAUCUACGAGGAUUUGAGCCGUGACAAGUUGCUGAAUCGUUGCUUGGGAGGCUAUACGCAGAACAGCAACGAAAGUUUUAAUUCUACAGUCUGGCACUUGGCUCCUAAAAAUUAUUCAAGCGGAAAGAAAAUAUUACAAAUAGCAAGUGACAUUGCUGUUUGUAAUUUUAAUGAUGGACUGAUAAACGUUUUAAGAAUAAUGAAAGUGAUGGACAUAAACAUUGGACCACAAUCCUACAACUUUUGCUUAGAGACGUACGCUGCUCGAAUACAAUGCGCGGAGCGCUCUUUGACGGACGCAGCGAAAGAGGCUCGCUCCAGCAUAAAAGCGUCCAGGAAAGAAAACGAGGAGGAGUUUAGCAACCUGAAAGGUCAGCUUUAUGGUGCUGGAAUAGCAGAUUAA
Molecule: messenger RNA, 567 nt
Organism: Linepithema humile (Argentine ant)
Lineage: Eukaryota; Metazoa; Arthropoda; Insecta; Hymenoptera; Formicidae
Source: RefSeq, a predicted model, not a curated record